CUGGCUGUCGACAACGUCCCUGACCAAGGAGAGAAGAGCAGGCAAUCUGAGAACGAGGGAAAAAAAGGGCCACCGGCUGCAAAAUGAUGUCUCUCAAGGAGCUGUGUGCCCAUGAAAUACCAUCCGUUGCUGAAAUGCAGAACUUCCUGUUAGCUGACAGACGGCCCACUGGACAUGUCAACCAAGUGUGGCCUAAUGUGUACAUUGGCAAUGAGGUUGCGGCACGAGACAAGUCAAUGUUGUAUAAUAUGAGGAUCACACACAUUCUGAAUGCUGCUAGUGGACCCCUUCAUGUCAACACUGGAGCCCGCUUUUACAGAGACAUGGAUAUUGAUUACUAUGGAGUGGAGGCUGAUGAUUCCACAGAUUUCAUCAUAAGUGUGUUUUUCUAUCCCACAGCAAGGUUUAUACGAGCUGCGUUGUCAAAAAACGGAAGAGUAUGUGUCCAUUGUCUGAUGGGAGUGAGCCGCUCUGCCACCCUGGUGUUGGCCUUCCUCAUGAUCUAUGAGGAUCUUACUCUAAUGGAGGCCAUUAAAGCUGUACGGCAACACAGGGACAUCUGUCCUAAUCCUGGCUUUCUUAACCAGCUUCGACAUCUUGACAUGAGCCUCGUCCGAGAGAGGAAGAAAAAACUGGAAACUUACAAAUUGUAACUGAAAUCUUGGUAACAAUGUGAUGAAUCCCAUUUCAAGCGCACAUCCCUUAAGGUCCUCCUUCCCCGUGGCCUUGACCCAGUUCUAUUGGGCCAGAUCUUAUUUGCUAAUAUCCAUUGUAGUGCAAUGGCAAAGUGGGUAUCAGAAGGCAAAAUUUAAGGGUUUCCCCAUAAAUAGUGAAUAACUGCCAAAGGGCAGCAGGGUCGCAAAAUAAAUGGCAGGUUUUUCAAUUUCUUCCAGAUGAGUUAUACUUUGAACUUGUCUCAAAAUGAGCCAGCAAGCAUGUUUUUUGUGGGUUUUUUUUACUGGAGUGAAAUGAAACGUUGUGGCUUGCUCUUUAUCAUGGGAAGGUUGAGGAGCCAUGCAUGGCUAAAUGACUUAAGGGUCGGUCCCCUGUAGUGAGUUUCUAAUGGGUAUCAUAUGCUUCAACAUAUUUAUGGUUUCUGGUCAAAUCCACUGUGUUGUAAACCACAGAAUUUUUAUGAAAUUGAUGACAAAAAAACAAUGUGAUGAUAAAAGAAUUUAAAUUGAUCAGUCCAGUGGAACAGACCAAAAAUGUCACAUUGUUCA
Molecule: messenger RNA, 1223 nt
Organism: Sinocyclocheilus grahami
Lineage: Eukaryota; Metazoa; Chordata; Actinopteri; Cypriniformes; Cyprinidae
Product: dual specificity protein phosphatase 13-like
Exons: 4
Coding region: 84-653 (189 amino acids)
Biological process (GO): protein dephosphorylation; negative regulation of MAPK cascade
Cellular component (GO): cytoplasm
Molecular function (GO): protein tyrosine/serine/threonine phosphatase activity; MAP kinase phosphatase activity
Source: RefSeq, a predicted model, not a curated record